GCGCAUAUGGUGUUGUUUGGAAGGAACGUUCAAGAUAGUGGGACUUUGGGGGACGGAACCUUCUUGAAUUUUGAACUAUCGACGAUGAAAUGAGGACUAUCCAGGGAGAGGGGAAUGGAGAAAAGCUUAGUGCAAUCGGCUUCCCCGAAAAGAGGUCCGAGCUCUGCCGAUGCGAAUCUAAGUAUUGUGUUGAAUUUAAUGUGUCAUACAACUUGCCAUCGCCAAGGAGGCGAAACUGAGAAAUUCGCAAAGAGAGCCAUCGAAUCUCUGGUGAAAAAGCUCAGAAAGAAAUCAGAAGAGCUCGACUCCCUAAUCACUGCUAUUACGACCAAAGGAUCCAAGUCGUCAAAAUGCGUCACGAUUCAGAGAACUUUAGAUGGCAGACUUCAAGUUUGUGAGCGCAAAGGCUUUCCGCAUGUGAUUUACGCUCGACUAUGGCGAUGGCCCGACAUUCAAAAGAUGGAGAUGAAACAUCUAGAAUUCUGUCGAUACGGCUAUGAUCUGAAGUACGAGAGUGUCUGCGUCAAUCCGUAUCACUAUGAGCGGAUACGUAGUCCAGCCGCGGCAACUCUUUCUGUUAAAACACCUUCGUCAAACUGUGAUAAAUGUGCCUUAUCUGUGUUGAAAGAAAGUUCACCUCAACCAGCAACCACAUAUGAUCAACCAAAAUAUCUAGAGGCAGGACCAAGUAACUCUUUACCCGGACCAAGUAAUAUACCGUGUUCGGCAGAUCCAUGCCCCAUCAUUGUGCGUAAUCUACUUUGGCAUGCUGUUUACCGACAUCAGAGCACUGAUGCUGAAAGUUUUAGUCGAAGAGCCAUUGAAUCCCUUGUGAAAAAACUGAAGAAAAAAUUUUAUGAGCUGGACUCACUCAUUGUAGCAAUUACUUCAAAGGGAAGGCAGCCAUCAAAGUGCGUUACUGUUCAAAGGACCAUGGAUGGACGGCUGCAAGUUGGAGAUAAGAAGGACUUUCCACAUGUUAUUUAUGCUCGACUCUGGCGAUGGCCCGAUGUGCACAAGAUGGAGAUGAGACACAAAGAAUUCUGUCAGAAUGGUUAUGAUACAAAACACGAGAAAGUUUGUGUUAAUCCUUACCAUUAUGAAAGAGUUCAACCGCCAGACUGGUUCAGAGCGUCUCUAUAUGGAAAUGUACAUAAGGCACAUAGUUCAGCAGAAGUUGGCAACAGUCAUAAAAUUGAUGAGGUAUCAAAUGGAGCAGCAUUAUCAAAUGAGCACAAUCUGGGGGAGAAAAAUAAUUGCUUCUGCAAUACACCAGAAGUUAGGAAGAGACCAGAUAUUCAAGAAGCAAGUUUUUCCAACUCAAGAAUAAAGAGAAAACCUGAUUAUGAAGGAAACAGGACCAUGUCAAAUUGUUCAUCUGUAAGUUGUUCCAGUGACAGUGAUCAAGACAUUGACAUUGAGGCAGAUUCACCCAAGAGAGUUAAGCUUUCUCCUAGGGAGACAUCUGAGACAAGAAGUCCAGUUAAAGUUGAUGAAGGGUUGAACAAUUUUCACAGCAAAAUAAAUUAUCUUCCUAGGAGAGUUUGCUGUGCAUUGUGUAACUGUGUGAGCAACAGUGUCCUGGGGCAGGGUGAGCUGAUUUGUUUUGGAAGAAUAUCUGGCUUUCCAAGGCACUCAUCAAGUCCUUUGCUACACAAAAAUUUACGAGCAGAUUAUUCAAAUCCUCACUAUGCCAUGGCUGGUGGUUCACAUCCUCCUCACAGUAGGAGAAGUCCUCAUGAUGGAGAGUAUCAAGAUGUUAAACAGUAUCCACGGCCAUACAGAACAGAAGAUGGUAACACAACAGUGCACCAUGGAGAAGUGCUUGUCAGACCAAAAAGCCCAAGGGGAGACUCACUGAGCAACAGAAAAACUGUCCCUCCCCAAGAAGACCUUUCCUGUGUGGGGUUUGAGGAAGAACCAGAUUUGGUUGACCUGUGUGACAAGUCUGGGCAGAUCUGGGUACAUGAAAGAUGUGCAGCUUGGACCCUGGCCUCAAUAGCAGCAAAGUCUUCUGUGGAAUUUACUGUAGACUUGACAAAUCAGAUUUUAUCAAAGAAAUGUAGCUAUUGUGGCCGAUUUGGUGCAAGUAUUAUAUGUGAAAUGUCUGACUGUGGAAGAAUAUACCAUUACCCCUGUGCAAUGGCUGCAAGGGCUUUUCAGGACAUGAAAAUGAUGAAGCUGUACUGUUUGAAUCACGAGGAUGUUAUAAGAAGAAUAGCUUUCUGCAACAGAUGCCAACAAGUUGGCGAGUUGUCUCAGCUGUUACUUUGCACAAGAUGUAGCAGUCAUUAUCACAGUUACUGCUGCUCGCCUUCUGUCCGUGUUACAGAGUCUGUCAGUGCUGGUUGGGAAUGUUCUCAGUGUAAGACAUGUCAGUCUUGUAGGAACACUUCAAGUAAAGACAAACUAUUGAUUUGCAGUAGUUGCGACAAAGGAUACCAUCCCCUGUGCACUGUGCCUGUUGCAAACUUCAAAGAGAAAUUAGGCUGGAAGUGUGAGAAAUGUAGACAGUGCCGACAGUGUAAAACAAAGCAAACAUCACAGUGGCACAUAGAUUACUCAUUAUGUGACAAGUGUUACCAAUACAAACACAAGACAAAUCAAUGUCCUCUCUGCAAUGAAGAGCCGGGAAAUCAGAAAGUGAUCCAAUGUGAUUCAUGCAGCAGGUGGAUUCAUACAGUUUGUGACAACAUCACUGAUGACAUCUACAGGAAGCUUGAAAGCGACACUAGUAUCAUCUAUGUCUGCAAAAUUUGUCGAGAUGAAGUUGAGUGUAUUAAGAAUGAGUGCAGACGAGAGAUAAAGACAGACCCUGUUGAAUUAGAGGAAGUUUCUCCAGUCACAUCUAUGGUUUUAUCACAAGAAAUGUACAGGGGACAGAGCACACAACCAAGCUCUGUUGUCACCACAAGCAUGGCUUCCACACCCUUGGCCAUGUCAUGGAUGACAUCAGAGCCUGUCCAGUGGUCUAGAUUGAGGAUGACGUAUUCUUUUGAGUAUUUUAUUAUGAAGCAAUAUGGUAAAGUGCUACUUUAGAAAAAAGUAUAUUGAAAGUAUUCAUAACAGACGGUUGUUAAAGGGAACUUCACUUAUGAUGUGCGGUUCAUGACAAAAAGAAAAUGUCACAAUUUCCAAUACUGUUGUCCCACUUUUAGUUAAGAGAUUCAUACCACAUGGGAGAUUGAGGAAUAUUUUUGUCACCAUGCAGAAUUCUCCAUUUGAAUUUUCUUACCCUGCAUUAGUUUUUGUUCAGAUGCAAAGAAAAUUAUAUGCUCACUUUAAGCCAUUCUUCUACUGCACCAUCUCAUAAUUAAAACUUAGGGUAUUGCAGAGGUUUAUGCGUCAAACCCUUUCGAAACACUGUGUUGAAUACUUUCACUAUAUUGCUUUUAUUGAGAAGCUUACAUUUGGUUUCAAAGUGAAAAUUUUGGUGGCAAAAUUUUGGUUAUUGGUAAAAUGCUUUGUGCCUUUCAAUUAUGUAAAAUGGUGAUAAAGUUGGUGUUGUGUGGAAAUCACAUAUCAUAUAUUUGCCAUGGUUUCAAAACUCCUCAUAAUUAUUCAGAAAGUUCCAACUCGUAAAUUAUUAAAUUAUCCAGGUAUAAAUAUUUAUAUAUCACAAACAUGCAGUCACUGAAUUAACGCAAAUUAAUAAAUUUACUACUGCAAUACAAUGAAUGUUGCAUCAGAAGGGAAGAAGACUUCCCUCACGGAAAACUGAAAAGAAAUCUAUAAUUUAUAUGUCCAAAUAUUUUCAAGUCUCAGAGUGAAAUCUUUUAAUACACAAUUACCGCUGAAAAACACUAUUUAUUGCUAUAAAUUGAUGAAUGAUCAUGAACAGCCUGCUAAAAGAACUUUUUAAAGAAGGAAUUUUAUGUUUUUGAUGUUUAUAGGUUUUUUUUUGUCAUUGAAAAAUAUAACAAAACAAUCCUGGUGAUUUUCAAAUUUGGUGAGUAAAAGUAUUUUAGUUAAAAAGCUAUAACAAAGUGAUUGUCUGUCCUUGAUAUAAUUAUCAUAAGGUAUUACUCAAAUUUUCCUCAAGGGGAGCUUAACUGUUGUCAUUUUGGUGUUCUUUUGUUGCACCAACAAUGUUAAUGAUUUGUGAUCAUGACAGAUUUACCAUUGAGUGGCAACCAGUAUAUGUUUAAGGUUGCAAAAAUUUAAAAUUUGAUGUACAUACUUAUAUAUGCAGGUACAUAUAUUUAGUCAAGUUUUUGUAGCUUUGGUUAUCAAACAUUGUAAUUAUUGAACUGGAUAAAGCUGACUUGGCAAACUUAUUAAUACCUUGGAAAUGAAGUGAGAUGGUUAAACAACUUAAUCAAACACAUUCUUUUAGACUGAUCAGAAUUUAGAUUGUUCGGGUAACAUGGCCCAGGAUGCUUCUUAAAAAUGUUUGUUGUUUCAUAUAUUGAA
Pocillopora verrucosa is the source of this 4413-nucleotide messenger RNA. Its product is annotated as histone-lysine N-methyltransferase 2C. Lineage: Eukaryota; Metazoa; Cnidaria; Anthozoa; Scleractinia; Pocilloporidae. Gene Ontology annotation, cellular component: heteromeric SMAD protein complex. The record is from RefSeq and is a predicted model, not a curated record. Gene Ontology annotation, biological process: regulation of transcription by RNA polymerase II; BMP signaling pathway; cell differentiation. Gene Ontology annotation, molecular function: I-SMAD binding; RNA polymerase II cis-regulatory region sequence-specific DNA binding; DNA-binding transcription factor activity, RNA polymerase II-specific.